This is a messenger RNA of Haliotis rufescens (red abalone), 7214 nucleotides long. Its product is annotated as NGFI-A-binding protein 1-like. The record is from RefSeq and is a predicted model, not a curated record. Gene Ontology annotation, molecular function: transcription coregulator activity; transcription factor binding. Bases 451 to 2655 code for a protein of 734 amino acids. Gene Ontology annotation, cellular component: nucleus. Gene Ontology annotation, biological process: negative regulation of DNA-templated transcription. The transcript has 12 exons. NCBI's taxonomy places the organism in Eukaryota, Metazoa, Mollusca, Gastropoda, Lepetellida, Haliotidae.
UGUUAUAUAAUUGAGCAAAAACCUUCAUGGACAUAAUUCAUCAUACGAUUCUGUUUCUUGGUUGAACAUGCAGUGCAUUUAAAUUGAGUGUCAUUUUGUUGGAGUUGUGAAAAACCAACCAGGGUCUUUAUACAUGCUGAUGCAAUUUAACUCGUUGCUUUGGACCGCUCGAGGGAAAAGUCUCAAAUGCUGUGUUUAUCUGGGAACAAAUCUCUUAAAAUUCGAGAAAGGGGAGUAAAAAACUUCUCUAUCUCUAAGGGGCCCAAGUAACCCAACUAGUUUGCUGGCAGAUAUGCAAGGCAACCUUUUUUUCCAUCUUCCUUUGAAAUAGCAGUUGCGCAUCAUGAAUACAUUUAGCUUCACCAGAGCCAUAACUGCAGUGCAUUUUUUUGGGGUGUCUGACUUACGCUAAAAACUUUUGUCGGUCAUAUGAUAGUAGAGCCAUAAGUGAUGGCGGAGCGCAACGGUGGAGCUCCAAGUGCCAGGCCGGACCAUGGGUGCGGGACCCCCCCAGAACGGGAUAACUGGCACCCCCCGGGGAACCCCUUACCCCCAGGACUGAUUGAAGAAUGGAGGAAGACUCACGGACAUAUCCCUUCUCUGCCUGCAUACUGGGCGCAGCAGCAACAGUUUAAUGGCCCAGUUGAAUUCCGGCCCGACUGGAAUGCACUGCAAUACACUGGGAACUUUUCGGUUGCUAUGGCAACCACGCAACCUUCAAAUGCCUCAGAAUGGCAGCUAUAUCGGGUGCUACAGCGGGCAAACCUACUACAGUAUUACGACACAUUCAUAGCGCAAGGUGGCGAUGAUGUACAGCAGCUGUGUGAGGCCGGGGAGGAGGAAUUCCUGGAGAUUAUGGCCUUGGUGGGAAUGGCGUCCAAACCUCUCCAUGUCCGACGCCUUCAGAAGGCACUACAGGAAUGGGUAGCCAAUCCAGGUGCAUUCCAGGGACCAGGUACCACGCAGUCUUCGAGCCCCGCCCCCGGGAGUAUUACAGCGGUGGUGCGAGACCAGAACCUCGGCUACAUUCAUUCCACACCCCCUACAUCUGUGGUGAACGCCCCGACAUGGAACCCCCAGCCUGCCCCCCGGAGUGUCAGCCCAGCUGCGCCUGCCCCCGAUGCCCCCAGCCCUUCCUCUGGGUCGCCACAGAGCGACAUGAAGGAUAUACCUGUCACAAUGAGCGGUCUCCAAGACGACCUUAGUUUAAACAUGUGCGGUUAUCCCCUGCAAACAAGUCAACAUUCCUCGUCCCCCUUGCCUACACCCGUCCUCGUUGAGAGUCAAAUUCAGUCCAUAGCAGAGGCUGCUGCUCAACUCUCUAAGGAGUUACCUCCCUUUGAUGCUAAAGAACUCAAUAUGAAGAAACAGAUUAAUCGUGAAAUACAACAGUCUGUGAUGCAACUAACAGAUGAUGACCCGUCACGACUGGAUGAGCUUAGGAAGUAUGCUGCCAUAUAUGGUCGCUUCGACUCCAAGAGGAAAAACGAUAGGCCAAUGUCAUUACACGAGAUAUCUGUUAACGAGGCGGCUGCCCAGUUAUGCCGCCAUAUACCUACAUUACUGACGCGUAGAGAAGACUUAUUUCCGCUGGCUAGACAAGUUGUUCGCGACAGUGGUUACCAAUAUUCAAAAGGGCAUUCCAGUGUUGUGAAGAGUGAAAUAUUGGACCCUAGAGAGCUAAAGGCUGCCGAUGUAGUUGUGUCAAAGAAGCCACGAGUUGAUCCUGUUUUCCAGAGAAUGCACGACGCCAACCCCAAAACAGUGAAAGCAGAGCUUGACAAGAUUCAUAGAGAGGAGAGAAUGAAUUGCAUCAACCAGGACAUGAAACGAAUUAAGGAUCGACAGGAGGCCAUAAAAACUGAGAUUGUGACAGCCCGUGACACACAAAACAGCCCUCUAGUGCAGAAGCUUCAGCAGGAACUAGAGACAUUGACAGCACAGCAACUCGCACUUCUUACAGAACAAGGCGAGAUUAUUCGUAAACAGAAGCGUUCAGAAAGGUAUCUAAUGACAAAACCGGAAAGGCCAUGUGGACAGUAUGGCGACGAUGAUUUCACAGAUUCUUCCAACUUUCCAAGUGGCAACUCUUCCCCGAUGAACUCGCAAGACGGAACUGAACUGGACUUUACAAAAGUAGCAGUUUAUGCAGCAAACUUCCGUUCUUCAACUGCUCAAAAGUUCAUGCAGGAGACACUUUUUGACGAGGGUUUGAGAAUUGCUCAACAGUACGGCAUGGCUGAUUUUGCAGAGGAGUUAAAAGAACUGAAAUCUAGAAAAAUUCCCAAAGAAAAUGGUCGAGAUUCAGAUUCAGAAAUGUCGGACACUCCGAGUGAUUGUGGGCAGAAUGGACAGAAGAGAAAACGUUCUGACUCUGAAACCCUUCUCGAAGAGAGGAAUGGGAAAAGGGAAAAAGAUGAUUUGUCAUCUGAUGUGAAACUUCAGCAUAACAAUAACAAGGCCGAAAUUGCUCAAGCUCCAGAGUCUGCUGGCUUCGAAACAUCCCAGCAGAAUUCCCUGCAGUCCACUUCAAGCGAGGAAAGUGAUGACGAUGAUGACACCGAUUCCAUAAAAGGCAGGAAGGGCUAUGUAACUCGACCCAAUCAUAAUGGAAUCGGGAUUGAAAUUUCUGAACCUCUGCAAAAUGGUGACUGACAUACGCUUCUUGCAAGACAAUACAAUGGCUGUGGCGUUAAAAUUAUCUGUGAAUGUGUGUGUCGUAUGUGAAGCUGGAAAAGCAAUUCUGUGAAAUCUACAUUGAAAUGUCACGUUGUUUUCGCCAAGAAUGUGACCAUUACAUCGUCAGACCAGCAUAGGUACUUUUUUUCAACCGAGUCCAAGACUUGUUUCUCAUUGGUCAGAUUCUUGGCGAGACUGUUGUACUCAGUUUGUGAUUGGUCCGUCGAACAGACCGCUGUUUAACUUUAUUUUGUCACCUAUGACUCCUGGGAGACACUAAAUCUAAGGGGAGACAACUCUGACAGGAAGGCGUAGAUAUUAGCCAAUCACCCGAUGCCGUUUCUGUACAAGUUGCCUCCCCUGUGAUGGAGUCAAGAUCAUUGUCAUCAGUGGCUUUGUUAUUAUUCAGACAUUUUCGCUUCCAAAGUUACAAUUUAAAAAGUUGUACAAGCCUUCACCAUCUGUUGCCAAACUCAUCAGUUACCAUGGAAACAGUACCUUUUUCUUUGCCAAUAUGAUAAUAUUUUUAUUAUCAUUGUGAUAAAUUAUUGGGUAUGGUUAUUUGUAAUGUGCAAACAGUUUUUAGGGAACAUGAUACCAACUUCCUCUACCAUGCAAUAUGUUUUCAGGUAAAUACUAUUCUACACAGCUGAUUCAGAUCAGUGUGACAGCCGUAUAGUUAUCAAAUCUUCACAGAAUAUCUCAUAAUUUAAUCACUGAAAAGAGGGGAAGAAAUUUCACAUAAGAGAUGCCACAAGAGAUACAAUAGUUGCAAGUGAGAAAUAAAACGUCAGAAUGAACAAUACCAAAAAGUGAGACAGGUUCUGAGGUUCUGUUUCCAUGGUUACAUUAUGGUUGCUGCUGCUUCGUGGCUUCCUCACGUCUCUCCUCUGCAAUGGAGAACUUGUCCUGCUCUGGACAUACAUGCGUAUGUGCGUCGUGCAAUGUGUUGUCAUGUAUUUAUUUGGAGAAACAGACAGUUUUUUGUCUUGCCGUUGUACAUAGUUAUUUAUUUUCAUUAAGAAGAUCAUGUAGGUAGCUUGGCCUAGCAAGCAGAAUCGCGAGACAAAAAUCAUGGUUCCAAUUAUGGCCUUCCUUCCUGUUGUUCUGUUCACUCCAAUGUUGUUGCAACAACCGUUUCCAAGAGUUUUUCUUGUGGCAGAGUUGUCAUGUUCUAGUUCAUUUUCCAUAUUUAUCAUACUUUCAUGCACAAUCUAUCACAUGUUUAACUGUGGGGUAGACAGUGGAAUAAUGUUGGGCUAUUUUUUUCUGCGACACAAAGUCAACCAGCGCUGAAAUUAUGCAUGUGUAGAAAACACUAUUAAUUAGUUUUUCUGAAAAUAGUACAUCUUUUAUCAAAAUUUGAAUUUUUGAAAGUACUUAUAUCACUUAUUAUGUAUAAUAUUGAUAAAGGUUGGGAAUGACCAUAAGAUGUCAGUAAAAUUACAAAAUUGUAAGUAUGGUUGCUUUAGAAAUUGACCCAACACUUUCAGAACAUGCAAUGCUCUAGAAUUUUUUAAGAUUUUCGGGUAUUAAAAGUGCUCUUGUUUUUCAACCCAAGUGUGACAUUGUGGCACAAACAUGCAAUUUGUACUGAAAUUAAGUGACAUUUACACUGAGUGAAUUAAAAUUUACAAGUCCAGAAUAGCCAUAUAUCACUCAUGUUCAUAUCAACUAGGCCAUUGCUGACAGCUAUUUGAAAUUGGAGGAUAUUCAGUUUUUAAUGUCGUUAUUUUCAUGAAUAUUACGUGUAGAGAAAUGUAAAAGUGAACCUUUAUUUCCUGUUGACGCUGGCUCAAGUUAAAUAUUCUUCUAUGUCUAUGACAAACUAACAUGGAGGUGCUCCUGUAGAUGGGAUGACGGCACGUUAGGUAACUCCCCCCAUCUUCCGGUUACAGCCAAACACUAGUUUCUCACUGCUCUCAGAGACGUACGCCGCCAAGUGUUCAGAGGUUUUACUGAAACAGGGAGACCAUGACCAGACUGCAUGACCUUUCUCUUGAUUUAUUUUAAUGAGAUGUGAAAAUAUGGUUCUGAAUAUUCAACAACAAAAAUUGGUGUCCUCAACACUGACUUUUGUCUUCUGGCAAACAAUGGAGAAUUUUUCCAGAAUAAUCGAGUAAGAAAACUAAAUUGGUCUGGCUGAAAAAGAUUUGAUUUUUGAUCAGUACCACAACAUUGAUCAUUUGAAGCUAAAGUUCAGAAAAACGAACAGAAGUGUCCAAACUUGAAACAUUUAGAAUAAGUCGGCUUUAUUUAUGUAUUACUGAAUGAAAACUUGAUGCUUUGUGCUUAUCUUAUGAUUUUCAUGUCUCUGUCUUCGCUGAUGGGUGAGAAGCGUUUCUGGUGUGAUUCGAAGCACCAAUGAUACUCAAUACUAUAGUCUCCAGACAGAUGCAGUGAUUACACUCCGCCAUAAUCUAUUGAUGAAUACUACUCCAACAGUGACCUACGACUGGAAGCAGGUUGCCAGUACCAUCAUCAAUACCAACAAGCAAAAAUAGAGACUCUGUGUCAGCUUUACUUCCAAUUUCUGUAGAAAGAGAUCAAAUAUGCAUUUGUGGCAUAUGGGACAAUUUCAUUUCAUAAUAAAAGCUAGAAACUUUCGUGCCAAAACACUCAAAUAUGAUGAAAUAUCGGCACUAGGGAUAAGCCACUGCUUUCAAUGACCCUAAGGUAGGUGGGGAAGGCGAGUGGUUAAUGCAGUUGCUUGUCAUGUCGAAGUCCCAGGUUUCAUGCCCCACAUGGGAACAAUGUGUGAAGCCCAUUUCUUGUGAUUUUUCUGGAUUAUUUUAAAGCAGCACAAGCCCACCACACAUUCAAUGGUGCAUCAGAAUAUCCUGGAACCAAUUGUAAUUAAAGUGUUUCAAAAAAAGGUUGGCUUAAUCCCCAAGUUAAUGAUUCCGACAGCAAGCAGUAAUAACUAGACAUGGCUACCAGACUUCAUUGCUCCUCUUUAUUCGACUUUAGUUAGUGAUAUUGUGAUAAUCUUGAGCUAUUCGGGCGGGAAAUGUUUAUAUUCCUAACAUAUAGAAAUAGCAAUGGAAGUGAAGUUGAAGACCACUAAAAUCACAGUCAGAUAUCAUAUUGAAGGUUCAAUUGAGAUCUUUAUGUUGUUCUAUUCGACUGUAACAUACUGCUUCAGACAAAACAGUCUCUAUUUUGCUUUUUGAUAUUGAUGGUUGACUUUUACUCCAAUGAUCAGGUGUGGAAGUUUCGUCUAUGAAUUCGCUGUUUUUAAGACAGCCAUGUGACCCCAGAUCGUCAUGUUAUAUAUAUAUACACUGUGAAAUAGUUGAAGCAACAAAAAACAUUACAUUCCACAGAGUGUUUGACUGUUGUUGAUAGUUGUAUAUCCCCGAAUAAAUUCUACAAGGUAAGAUGAAAUCUUCAGGAUAUCAGUUUUGAACUGAGUAAUGGUAGAAAAUGGUUUGAUUACGUUACAAAUUACCCUCCUUUAAUUGAACAUAAAUUUAAAUUUAUGAUUAGUGGGUGUGUCUGAAAUUGUGUGAUAUGAGUGUUCUAAUAUUUCAUAUUUAAUCACAUUCAUGUGGACAACAACAUUGAGCCAAUUAAAUCACAGCAAACAUUCUCUAUUGCCCAAUCAAAAUAUAAGGAUGUUAUGUUUAGAUCAGUAAAAAUUGUGCUGUGUGAUACAUAUUUCAUUGACAUUCAUAUUCACAAAAGGCAUCUCUAUCCCCUAUCAAUAUUCAAGUGCUAUAUAUUUUUAUUGAGUCCAAAAUAAAUUAAGAACACUGUUUUAGACCAUAAUGAAUUGUGAGAUUUUCAUCACAAGCCAUCUCAAUUUGUAGAAGAGAAGCCCCACUUGAAUUUAUGCUACUCAAAAAUGUAAAGGACAUAUUUGAAAUAUUUGAAAUUAAAAUCUGACAAAUACUUUAGUGCGAUUGGGAAAAUAGGAAGUUAUUUUUUCCAUUUUUAGUAUUUGUUCUAAAUUCAUUCUAUCCAUAUAUACUACUCAAAAGAAGUUAAGGAUCACCUGAUUCUUUCAUAUUACUAUAGUUAAUCUCUCAUAGCAUGACAGAUUAACUUUACCAUUAUGAAAGAAUUGGGUGAUCCUUAACUUCUUUUGAGUAGUAUAUAUAUCCACAAUGGAUAGUUUCUACGACUCGCCCACUAAUCAAACUCUAAUCUGAAAUUAUUGAAUAGAUCUUGCUUUGUGCAGGGACUUUUAAGACACAUUUUGUUAAAUUUAAUUUCCAGAUUGUUGAAUGAUGUAGUUACUGACAGCACCGACAUUACCUCUUAUGCAUUUAGUUAAACUAACAUUUGAAGUGUAUGCACUUUUUGGAAUGAGAAUCAAGUAAUUUAUCCAACGGCCAUUUCAUUUGCCUUAAAUAGAGUCCUAUUAUAUGUACAUAACAUGUGGCAAUUGAUAUUCUUGACUUUUGUUACUCUCAGUAUGGAAGGAUGAGAACCUGUUCUUGUGGGAAAUAUUCUGUUUUUUUUAAUGUUUUUGUUAAGUCUUGUUCAAAUCUCAUGUACUUGAUUCUGACAAUAAAGUACAGUUACGAUGA